This is a messenger RNA of Cyanidioschyzon merolae strain 10D, 996 nucleotides long. Its product is annotated as similar to glycosyl transferase. Gene Ontology annotation, biological process: dolichol-linked oligosaccharide biosynthetic process. Gene Ontology annotation, cellular component: UDP-N-acetylglucosamine transferase complex. The record is from RefSeq and is a predicted model, not a curated record. NCBI's taxonomy places the organism in Eukaryota, Rhodophyta, Bangiophyceae, Cyanidiales, Cyanidiaceae. The transcript has a single exon. Bases 1 to 996 code for a protein of 331 amino acids.
AUGAACGCACUUCGAAUGCAUCAGCUACAAACCGCGAAAAAGCAUUUGAUGACAUGCACCUGGAUGUGGAAUGCAUUUGGCGUCUCUGAGCAUGUAAUACGAUCUUUGUCUGGGAUUUGUUGGCGGCCUUUACCCCUGCUUGGGGCUGCCAAGCCGAGUAUGUCUAUAUAUGUAGGUCUUUUUGCGGUCACGGUAGUGCUAGGCAUCGUGUUGAUCUUUUCCAAGGGCGUGCUGCUCAGUUCCGCGAACUUGUCGCGGCGCUCGUGCUUCGCACGGGAAGCUGAGCGUCGCCGAACGCAGUGCAGCAGCCCAAACAAGCGUGUUUUUGAGGAGCUCUGGGCAAGGAGACCUUUCGAAGAGCUGCGCAUCGGAGCUGAUCAGCCGUUGCACUUGCUGGUCGUGCUAGGAUCCGGCGGGCACACAACAGAGAUGCAUAGGCUUCUCAGUCGUGACGGCGGCUUGCUCAGCGAGCGCUGGGUCGACGCCCCCGUCUGGGUGACGUUUGUAUAUGCAAAGACUGACAAACGCACCCCUCGUUGGAUAGAGCGUUUUCAGAGUGACCUUCCUCCAGGCUUUCGCGUUCUGAACUGGGUGGCAGUGCCUCGCGCUCGUGAAGUUGGUCAGUCAUGGAUAACAAGUGUAUUCACCAGCAUCCACGCUUGUGCCAGUGCGGCGGGGUUGUUUCUUUCCAGCCACUCACUGGCAACGAACGAUCGCAUGCGAGCACCAGCACCUAAUGUCGUACUAUGCAACGGACCAGGAACCUGUGUGCCUUUUUGUCUGAUAGCAUUUAUCGUUCGAAUCUGGAACUCGUUGACGAGAACCAGACCUGCUAGCGCGUAUCCAAGAAUUAUUUUCAUCGAGACAGUCGCGCGUGUUUACAGCUUGUCUCUCACCGGGAAGAUCUUGUACAGAUUUGCAGAUCGUUUUCUUGUGCAGUGGCCAGAGCUCGCCAGGCGUUACGUUUACGCUGAAUAUUACGGACGUCUGGUGUAA